GACAAAUGACAUUUUACUUAACCUUAAGAAUAUAGUUUUUUUCACAUUCUACAAUAUAUAUUUUUAAUUCGAUAGUUUUUAAAUCCUUGUAGCAGUCCUAAAAAAUCAUGGCUGGUCAAGGAUUUCUGUUAAAAACCGCAAAUUUUAUAAACGGAUGGCUUCUGUCUACCAAUAGGGUAUGUUUAAUAGCAAAUCAAAAUUCUGUUAGGACGUUAAAAGCAGAAACUCGGGAGAGGUUAAAAUCUCUCAAAAUUCCAGAUAAACCAAAAAAACCACUAAAUCCUUAUAUGCUAUUUGUUGUUGAAACAAGAAGUAAUUUAAUAAAAGAAAACCCGAAUUUGAAACCCGUAGAUGUAUUUAAAAAAGUCGCACAACAAUGGAAGACAAUCACGGAGGAGCAGAAAGCGAAAUAUCAGGAAAUAUAUAAAAAAGAACAAGAAAUUUAUGAUCAGGAAGUAUUAGAUUACAAUAUAAGUUUAAGUGAAGAGCAAAGGGAAGCGUUACACGCAGCGAGUAUGGAAAAGAGAGAAGAAAAGAAAAAGAGAAAACUCACAAAGUUGAUAAAAGAAAAUCACAAACCGAAAAAACCUCCCGGUCCUUAUUUAUUAUACCUCAUAGAACAAAGCCAAAUAAAAAAUAUUCCGAUUAACAUUUUAAUGAAAUCUUCGAAAGAUGAAUGGUCGAAGGUACCUGAAACCGAGAAACAACGAUUCAAAAAUGUUUAUUUAAAAGAAGUCGAAAAGUACGAAAAGGAAUUAAAAAAUUGGGAACAAAAAAUGUUGGAAGAAGGUCAUCCAGAAUUGGUUAGGACCAAAUCAAAAACUCCUGAAAAAUCUUCAAGGAUUUUGGCUGUAAAACAUAAAAAAUCUGAUAAAGAAUAGGGAAUCGAGUGUCUUCACUCAAAUUCAUCCGCCACUGCGGGUGAAGACACGUUGUUUCAUAUUGAAACUACAUCGAAACAAACUAAAGAUUCAUUAACGUUAAAAGAAUCACGUGGUACUAGAUCUGGUAAUAAAAAUGGUGACGUAAAUAAAGAAAUCAUUUUAGAAGAUUUAGGUUCUUGUUUAGUUUCACGAGAUGGAGUUAAUUCAGUGGCGGAGGAGGACGAGAAGAAUUUGACGACCAACAAAUCGGAAAAUGGGAAAAAAUGUAAAAAAUCCAGUUUGGUCGACAAAUUUUGGAAGUUCUUUAAAAAGUUUUAAUUUUUUUUCCUUAGAAAUUCGUAGAUUUUUGUUGUUUCGAAUGUUUAAUCGACCCUUUUAUACAUUUUUAAUUAACUGGGUUUUCAUUAUGAAUAUUAUUUAAGUUUUACGAUUUUAAUUAAGAAAAAAUUUGAUAAAUAAACAGUUUC
This is a messenger RNA of Diorhabda sublineata, 1351 nucleotides long. Its product is annotated as transcription factor A, mitochondrial-like. The record is from RefSeq and is a predicted model, not a curated record. NCBI's taxonomy places the organism in Eukaryota, Metazoa, Arthropoda, Insecta, Coleoptera, Chrysomelidae. Gene Ontology annotation, molecular function: transcription cis-regulatory region binding. The transcript is spliced from 4 exons. Bases 108 to 881 code for a protein of 257 amino acids.